AGGUGGAGUAAUUGUCGAUUUGCUUAAACCAUUGCUUAUUAUAUGACAAAUAAAAGGCAAAGGAGUUAAUGCAGAAUGCGAGUACUAUUAUUCUUGUACCUUCUCCCAUAUUGCUACGUUGCGCCUAAAAGAAUCAAAUCGAUGACAAUUCGAGUAGAGGGGGAUAUUUUUUGUCAAUUUUUACCAGCCAAUGAUGCGCAAAUCACUUUUUUCGAUACGGCACCUGUUGGUCGUCGACGUCGACGACUUUCUAAAACCAUCCACCCGAAGGACAGAGGAAUGUUUGUAAUUGAAGGCAAGGCUAAAAAGUUAUUCAAACCUUUUCUCAUGGUCAAACAUUGGUGCAAUCAAAAAGGUUCUCCCAUUACAUUCUGCAUAGACAUCCCAUCAAGACAUAGAACACUUGCCGAUCCCACGUGCAUAUCUCGGCUUUCCUUCGCGUAUCACUUAUGCCGUUGCGCCAGUCAGUUUCGCGCAGGAAUAACCGCUGAUCUACUGACGAUCCAAGAAGGCCACAUUCCAAACAAACAAAUAGAAAAACAAGUGCUGCAACGAUAG
Molecule: messenger RNA, 558 nt
Organism: Cylicocyclus nassatus
Lineage: Eukaryota; Metazoa; Nematoda; Chromadorea; Rhabditida; Strongylidae
Source: the annotation of a GenBank genome assembly